Molecule: messenger RNA, 1793 nt
Organism: Pteronotus mesoamericanus
Lineage: Eukaryota; Metazoa; Chordata; Mammalia; Chiroptera; Mormoopidae
Gene: INPP1
Product: inositol polyphosphate-1-phosphatase
Exons: 6
Coding region: 409-1617 (402 amino acids)
Biological process (GO): phosphatidylinositol phosphate biosynthetic process
Molecular function (GO): inositol-1,4-bisphosphate 1-phosphatase activity
Source: RefSeq, a predicted model, not a curated record
CGAGGCAGGGCCAGGGAGCCAGCGCGCCACUCGGCUUCGCCUUCCCCUCCGAGGACCUGGGCUGCGCUGCCUGCCCCUCGCCUGCGGCCAGACGCCCGGCGCCCCUCGGCUAGCCUCCCGCGCCAGGUCACCUCCUCUUUCUCCGCAUUUCCCUCCUCCUCCUCCCCCGCCUCUUCCGUUUCUAGAGGGAAAGGCUGCAGCCUCCUUCUGGGCUCCGCAUCCCCGGCUUUGGUAACACGAUUUCCUCCCUGCGCCCCUUCGCCCCAGCGCCACAACUCUCCCCUUCUCGGAUCUGCUUCCCGGUCCCGGCGAACAGCACGUUCCCGAUCGCCUCUCCGAACGGCAGCUGACAGCAGAGGGAAGGUGCUGAUUCCACCCACAGCUGCAACUGAAACGAAAGGUUCAGAAAUGUCAGCUAUCCUCCGGGAGCUGCUCCAUGUCUCUGAGAAAGCUGCCAACAUUGCCCGGGCAUGCAGGCAGCAGGAAGCUCUCUUCCAGCUGCUGAUAGAAGAAAAGAAAGAAGGAGAAAAGAACAAGAAGUUCACAGUUGAUUUCAAGACCCUGGCUGAUGUACUGGUACAGGAAGUGAUAAAACAGAAUAUGCAGAACAAGUUUCCAGGCUUGGAAAAAAAAAUUUUUGGAGAAGAAUCCAAUGAGUUUACUAAUGAUUUGGGAGAAAAGAUUAUCUUGAGAUUGUGUCCAACAGAGGAAGAAACAGUAGAGCUCCUUAGCAAAGUCCUAAAUGGUAACAAGUUGGCAUCUGAAACAUUAGCCAAGGUCGUUCAUCAGGAUGUUGCCCUUACUGACCCAACUCUGGAUUCAAUAGAGAUCACCAUUCCACAGGACGUUUUGGGAAUUUGGGUGGAUCCCAUAGACUCAACUUAUCAGUAUAUAAAAGGUUCUGCUGACACUGAAUCCAACCAAGGAGUCUUCCCCAGUGGACUUCAGUGCGUCACCAUUUUAAUUGGUGUCUACAACAUACAGACAGGGGUGCCCCUGAUGGGAGUCAUCAACCAACCUUUCGCCACACGAGACCUAAACACCCUCAGGUGGAAAGGACAGUGCUACUGGGGCCUUUCUUACAUGGGAACGAAUAUCUAUUCACAUCAGCCUCCCAUCUCUCAGACAAAUGGCAGUGAACCUCGGAGCCCACUGACUGAAAACACCAGCCCCGAGGCUGAAUUCUCUCACCACUUUUCAGCGGUCAUUAGCACGAGUGAAAAGGAGACUAUCAAAGCUGCAUUGUCCCGUGUAUGUGCAGAUCGCAUAUUCCGGGCAGCUGGGGCUGGUUACAAGAGCCUGUGUGUUGUCCAAGGCCUUGUGGACUUCUAUAUCUUCUCAGAAGAUACCACAUUCAAAUGGGACUCUUGCGCUGCUCAUGCCAUACUCAGGGCCAUGGGUGGGGGGAUGGCAGACUUCAAAGAAUGCUUGGCUAGAAAGCCAGCAACGGGGCUUGACUUGCCACAGUUGGUGUACCACAUGGAAAACGAAGGUACUAGUGGAGUGGAUCGCUGGGCCAACAGGGGAGGACUGAUUGCAUACAGAUCACGCAAGCAGCUGGAGACAUUCCUGGGCCUCUUCAUCCAAAACCUUGCACCUGCGGGUAUACACACAUAGACGAACCUUUUCCUCAGUGUAAUUAUAAACCAGACUGUGAAACUGUCUCCUACAUCUCUAUCGUUUGAAGAUAGCUUUGUCCUAUUGAUGGUCAAUGGUCGCCUUCCUCUUUUGAGGAGUAUUUUUCCAUUAUGUGUUCAUAAUAAUGUUAAUUUCAAUAAAUAAAUGACAUUCAU